Molecule: messenger RNA, 2076 nt
Organism: Helianthus annuus (common sunflower)
Lineage: Eukaryota; Viridiplantae; Streptophyta; Magnoliopsida; Asterales; Asteraceae
Product: CDPK-related kinase 3
Exons: 11
Coding region: 208-1956 (582 amino acids)
Biological process (GO): protein autophosphorylation; intracellular signal transduction; peptidyl-serine phosphorylation
Cellular component (GO): nucleus; cytoplasm
Molecular function (GO): ATP binding; calcium-dependent protein serine/threonine kinase activity; calmodulin binding
Source: RefSeq, a predicted model, not a curated record
UCAACUACACUUGUCAACUACAACAACAUCUUUACCGAUCAAGAAUCAGAACACAAAUCAUCAAACAUCAAAAUCCAUUCUUUCACUUCACAUCUUGUCAGACAAUCUCUGUCACUGUUCUCAAUCUAAUCUAAUCUUUACCUUUUUUCCUUUUGUUUUUUUCGUAUGUUUUGACUUUUGUUUUUCCCCGAUCAUCACCACUCACACAUGGGCCAGUGCCACGGCAAAACCACCACCGGAAAACAACAACAACAACAACAAUAUUAUUAUCAUCCACAGUCUCCACUCUCUUCAUCCGCUACCAACGGCGUCAUCCCCUCCGUUAAAAACACUCCAGCUAGAUCAUCCGCUAGCCCAUGGUCCACUCCCUACCCUCACGGCCUCUCACCCUCACCGUCACCGUCACCGUUAACUCCCGGUCGUCGGUUUUUUAAACGACCGUUUCCCCCUCCGUCACCGGCUAAACACAUCAAGGCCUCAAUCGCUAGACGAUUUGGGCAUGCAAAGCCCGGCCCAAUUCCGGAAAACGGCGCCGUUUUAGAGCCUGAAUUACAGUUUCUGGAUAAGAAUUUCGGUUACAAUAAGAAUUUUGGGGUGACGUAUGAAUUAGGUAAGGAGAUUGGACGAGGGCAUUUUGGUCAUACUUGUUAUGCUAGGGGUAAAAAAGGGGUUGUUAAGGAUCAUGCUCUUGCUGUCAAAGUUAUCUCCAAACUCAAGAUGACAACUGCAAUUGCUAUUGAGGAUGUGCGUAAAGAAGUAACGAUAUUACGAGCUCUUUCUGGUCAUAAACACUUAAUCCACUUUUAUGAUGCAUGUGAAGAUGCAGAUAAUGUUUAUAUAGUUAUGGAAUUGUGCGAAGGUGGGGAAUUACUUGAUCGAAUACUGUCUAGAGGUGGAAGAUACACCGAAGCAGAUGCGAAAUCAAUAAUCGUUCAGAUACUAAGCGUUGUUGCUUUUUGCCACCUACAAGGCGUUAUGCACCGUGACCUAAAGCCCGAGAACUUCCUUUUCACGUCCAAAAAUGACGAUUCCGAUAUAAAGCUUAUUGAUUUUGGUCUUUCUGAUUUCAUGAGGCCAGAAGAAAGGCUUGAUGAUAUAGUUGGAAGUGCAUAUUACGUUGCACCAGAAGUGCUGCAUAGAUCAUAUAGUCUGGAAGCAGAUGUAUGGAGUAUCGGUGUUAUUUCGUAUAUUUUACUAUGUGGGAGCAGACCGUUUUGGGCUAGAACCGAGUCAGGAAUAUUCCGUGAGGUUUUGGGAACAGACCCUAAUUUUGAUGAUAUUCCGUGGCCUUCAGUUUCACCAGAAGCCAAAGAUUUUGUUAAAAGGCUCUUAAAUAAGGACUAUAGAAAAAGAAUGAGUGCUGCUCAAGCUCUUACUCAUCCAUGGCUGUCAAGUGAAAGUCAUCCAAUUCCUUUAGAUAUAUUGAUUUAUAAUUUGGUGAAAUCAUAUCUUCACGCUUCGCCACUCAAACGUGCUGCACUUAAGGCGCUAUCAAAAGCUUUGACAGAGAAUGAAUUGGUUUAUCUACGAGCCCAGUUUACGCUUUUAGAACCAAACAAAGACGGACGUGUGUCUCUUGACAACUUCAGAACGGCUCUCAUGCGUAACGCUACAGACGCUAUGAAGGAAUCUAGAGUUCCCGAUAUUCUAAAUUCAAUGACACCCUUAUCUUAUAGGAAGAUGGAUUUUCAAGAAUUUUGUGCAGCAGCCAUUAGCACAUAUCAACUGGAAGCCCUUGAAACAUGGGAGCAAAUCGGGUCAGCCGCUUUUGAUUACUUCGAACAUGAGGGUAACCGCUUGGUUUCUGUUGAGGAACUCGCUCAGGAGUUUAACUUGGGUCCGGCCGCACAUUCGCUUGUUAAGGAUUGGAUUAGAAACGAUGGUAAAUUGAGUUUGCUUGGUUAUACCAGAUUUUUGCAUGGUGUCACCAUUCGGAGCUCCAACACAAGACAUUAAUUAAUAUUUUCAUUUUUCAUUUUUUUUUCUUUGUAUAUUGAAAGAAAGUUCAUUCUUGCUUUACCAUAUUUUGUGAUUGAUUAUGGUUGAUGAGAGGGAGGAAACUUGUGGUAGAAGAAA